CGUGAAUGAUAUGGUAGCUGUAGGACCAGACAGCUUCUAUGCUACCAAUGACCACUACUUCUCUGACUUCAUCUUGAUGUUCUUGGAGAUGUUCUUGGGUUUAACCUGGUCAAAUGUUGUUUACUACAGUCCUAAAGAAGUGAAAGAAGUAGCAGCUGGGUUUUAUUCAGCCAAUGGAAUUAACAUUUCACCUGACAGAAAGUACAUCUACAUUGCAGAUGUAUUUGAUCAUAAUAUCCAUGUUAUGGAAAAACAUGCGAAUUGGAAUUUAACCCAUGUGAAGACGCUGCAGCUGGACACUCUGGUCGAUAAUUUGUCUGUUGACCCAUCCACUGGAGACAUCUGGGUAGGAUGUCAACCCAAUGGGAUGAAGCUCUUCUACUAUGAUCCUGAGAAUCUGCCUGCUUCUGAGGUCCUGCGCAUCCAGAACAUCCUCUCGGAGGAGCCUAUGGUGACACGCGUCUAUGCUGAUAACGGCUCCGUGCUGCAGGGAAGCUCCGUGGCAUCCGUCUAUGAGAGAAAACUGCUCAUUGGCACAGUCUUCCACAGAGCUCUCUACUGUGAGCUAUAGCUCUCCGUGGUAAGAUCUUCUGCAGUGGGAAGGAUUUAGUUCCUCGCGAACUUACUUAGUUUCUGCUAGACUUGCUAACAAGAAGACUGUUCCAAUAAAGGUUAACUAGAGUCAUG
Molecule: messenger RNA, 687 nt
Organism: Nestor notabilis (Kea)
Lineage: Eukaryota; Metazoa; Chordata; Aves; Psittaciformes; Psittacidae
Product: serum paraoxonase/arylesterase 2
Exons: 4
Cellular component (GO): extracellular region
Molecular function (GO): arylesterase activity
Source: RefSeq, a predicted model, not a curated record